Uranotaenia lowii is the source of this 1807-nucleotide messenger RNA. RefSeq names its product junctophilin-1-like. Gene Ontology annotation, cellular component: plasma membrane; endoplasmic reticulum membrane; junctional membrane complex. The transcript is spliced from 5 exons. The coding region runs from base 919 to 1785 and encodes 288 amino acids. Lineage: Eukaryota; Metazoa; Arthropoda; Insecta; Diptera; Culicidae. The record is from RefSeq and is a predicted model, not a curated record.
CGUGUGCGGGGAGAGUGUGUAUGUGUACGUGUGUGUGAGGUUCGAGAAUUAAAAGUGACGAAUUUCAUUGCCAUUGGGCCAUCAUUUGUGAUGUGUGUUGUGCCUUCGUUUCCGCCUGUGCUACGAUUAAAGUUGAUCUGUACUUCGAAUUCACUGCCGGAUAGUUUCCACUGUUCUACAAAAGCAUUGCAGUCAUCAGCCAAAUAAAAUAAACCGCCCAGGGGAAAAGGGAAAAGCUUUUCUAUCGACCGUGAAUGAGCUCAUCAUUUUCGCGUGUGUUGCUUACUAGUGAUCCCCUUAGUACACAUUCAUGUGUGCUCCAGAAUUUCUUUUUUGGUUGAAAUCGUUCUAGUGAUACCUUCUGAAAGCUGGAAAAGGUUCAGAAUAAUACCCCAUCCAAGUUUUUUUCAUCAUCGGUGGUGAAAAUGUGCGAAAUUAUCGGGAAAAGCCAGACGGAAAAGAAUGUUGCCCCGUGAAUGAAUCGAAUAUUUAUUCUAUAUAAGCACUGGAUGGGCUCAAUAAGUGCAAUAUGAUCCCUUCUGAGAUUGAAGCAAGUGCAAUUGAUCAAAACAAAUAUGAAUCACCUAAUCCAUCUAUUUUGUGAACGCGAUAACAUCGGAGAAGAAAAUGUGACAAAUUGAACAAAAUAGCAAAAGGCUUCUCCUCAUGAUUGUAUGAACAAAAAAAUUUAUGUGAAAUGUGCUAUCAACACCUGUGCUAAAUCUCUAAUGUGCUUCCCAGGAUUCAAACUAGUGCGUAUACUGUCCUAUUCACAUGAAGCUGCUGCAACUUCAUUGUCAUCAAAAACGUUGCAAGACCAAAUACAUCCGGUCGAAGAGAGAACUUUGAUACCUUGUGAUACUUGCUAGUCUGUUCCAAAACGACUAGCAAUUCAAACUUGGAUAAGAGAAUGUCAAUAUGGCCAGUAUUGGUCCAGAUCAAGGAAUAUUGAAUCCUGCGAGUUCUGAUGGGCAUCAGAAAAUAAGUGGCGGUCGCUAUGACUUUGAGGAUGGCGGUACAUUUUGCGGUGGAUGGGAGGAUAAUAAAGCACAUGGUCACGGUGUUUGUACAGGUCCUAAAAACCAGGGUGCAUACUUCGGUGCCUGGCAUUAUGGUUUCGAAGUUUCUGGAAUUUACACAUGGCCAAGUGGAUCUUCCUAUGAGGGUCAUUGGCAAAACGGUAAAAGACAUGGGCUUGGAGUUGAAACCAGAGGUCGAUGGAUAUACAGAGGUGAAUGGACGCAAGGUUUUAAAGGGCGGUAUGGUGUGAGGCAAAGUGUAUCUUCUACAGCGCGCUAUGAAGGCACUUGGGCGAACGGACUACAGGAUGGAUAUGGAUCAGAAACUUAUGCCGACGGAGGAAGCUACCAAGGCCAAUGGUUACGAGGAAUGCGCCAUGGCUAUGGAGUGCGUACCUCUGCACCAUUUGGCAUGGCGGCAAGAUUUAGGACCAAAUCUAUCAGAGCUUCGAUGACAUCUCUUAGGAGCAAUGAAGGUAAUAGCAAUCAAUCUCAAAUUCCAGACCCUGCCGAGAAACGACAUAGGAUAGACGACGCUCGAGGCGGUUUUGUGUUAAAAGCCAAAUCGGAUGAAGCACCAGCAAGACGAAAUAGUUUAGUAGAGAAAACUAAAAAAGGCCUAUUAUCGGGUCUCAAAAUAAGGAAGCAGAGAAGUACUGGUGAUCUGGAGAAACGUGGAACCGGAUCUGGAAGUAUUAGAUCAACUGCAUCCAUUUCGUCUUGGUUAAGUACAGAGUCUUCACAGUCAGGCAUGACAAACAAGUAAGUUAACAAGUUGAAUUAUGUUA